Molecule: messenger RNA, 6321 nt
Organism: Cinara cedri
Lineage: Eukaryota; Metazoa; Arthropoda; Insecta; Hemiptera; Aphididae
Source: the annotation of a GenBank genome assembly
GCCGUGAAUCUCUAUAAUAUUAUACCUUAUACGCAUUAUGAAGUAAUUGCAUUAAUUACAGUUUAUUGUUUACAGCAUGAAUUUAAUUAUAAUAAUUAGAACUUUAUUUAGUUGCGCAAUCCUUCGAAGACUGUGAUUUUCAGUGUUUUGUAUCACUCCUCAAAAUCGUGUCGUACACAAAUCUACAGUAAUAUUACUACAAUCGGUUCAGUUGUAGUAUUAUCGCGUGAAUGUCUGUAAAGCGCUUUUCGUAAAUAACUACAUUAUGUCUAGUAAAAACGUCAAAAGCACUAGGGUGGAAUCCGACCUGGCCGGAUGUCGGGAAGAAGGGAACUGGUCGAAAAUACUAGAGCUCGCCGAGCAGCUAUCUUCAAGUAAAGGCAAGUAAUAUUUUUCCCGAUAUCCUGCUCUGCAUAUCUAAGAUAUUUUUUAUAAGAAUAAUUUCAUAUUAUACACAUUACAAAUUGUGGAUUUGUUAAGCAACGACUUAUUACUCUACUACUACUACUACCACACUGUUCCGACCCCCUUAAUUGCCACAAACUUUAAUCCCUAAAUUAAAGUAAUUUAAAAAUAGAUAUCUAACAUAGAUAAUAUUCUGACUUCAGGGUGCCUAUAUAUUAUUAUUCAUUUAUUAAAUAAAUUAUAAAAUAUUUUUUUUUUAUGUACCACUAGUGUAUAUAGUGUUUAUGAGUGAAAAAUAUUCUCAAAAAAUAAUAAUAAAUAGAAUAAAAAAAAUGACUAAAAAAGUUUGAAUAAAAACAAAAAAAUUCUCAGAUAUUUUCCAAAUAAUUAUUCUAGAGAAUUUUACAAUACAACAUCUAAUACAUACCAUUAUAAUAAAACAAAAUAAAUUAUAUUUCUUGACUAAUUUUAACCAAGAGGAUUUGUUAAGUUUACUAUUAUUAUCAUUUACCGAUUACUUAUUAUGCUUAAAUACGAGGUAGGUAUUGAACUUUGAUAACUUAUGGAUAGCAAAGUCAUAAAUUCUCAAUUUAACAAAAUACAUAAUCUCAGUUAAUAGUAUUUCAAACAUAAUUUAACAUCCUUAAAUUAUAUUAUAAAUUAUCUUGAGUCUUGCAUAAUAUAGGUACCAGACAUUACAUGUCUGUGUUCAAAAUAAUAUAAUAAUUUUGUUUUUCUUUUCAUAUUCAGCAUUACUGUACAAUUUAAUGGUUGGUGAAGCAAAAUUAGAGAUGUUUUUAGAAGAAAAUCCCCCAAUUGAGAGUAAUAUUGCAAAAGCAAAAACUGGUCUUAUUGAAGCUAAAUCAUAUUUAACCGAAUCAAUUAGUGAACUUUCUACACAAGUAUUAAAUUAUUGAUUAGAAUUUAAUGUGCAUUGUUUACUAAAUAAAAUUAAUUUCUAGGCAGGUAUGAGUAUUGAUGGUCAUAUGUUACUUGCUAAAUUAUGUUAUGCUUGUGGUAAUUAUGAUGAGGCGAUGCAACAUUGUACAGAGGCCAAAUUAAACUCCGUAAUACAAACAGAUUUACAAAUUCGUAAUAUAAGAAUAUUGGGAGAGUCAUUUGCAGUCAAAGGUAUGAUGAGUACCUACCUAGCUUAAUGCAAUCUUAUUUUAAAAUUAUUGACUUGUAAAAUUUAAUUUUUUUUUUUUAUUUAUUUAUUUAAUUUAAUUUAUUUUAGGUUUAUGUCAAGAAAAAUUACGACCAUCUUCUAGUUCACGUUUCAAAAAAACUGAAUGGAUUGAAGGUGUUAUCAAAAACUAUGAACAAGCAACUAAUUUAGGUAUUUUGUAUUUGCAAGAACUAGAUUAUAAAGAAAAUCAGCUCAUGCUGCCAUCACCGAUUGGUGGUAAUGCACCUUCAAUCUCAAAUUCUAAUGCUAAUUCUGCUGCCGGUAUAUUUUGUAAAUUUAAAUUUUUUAAAAUUUUUAACUCUUAAGUAAUGAAUUAUUUUUACAGGAUCUCAUUCCCCUCAACCGGUAAACAUGACACAUUCUUUAAGUAUUUUAGUUGAAACAGCCAUAUUGAGGUUACCAUUAUUACUAAUUGACAGUUCAAAUUAUUCUGGUGCCAUAAAUACGUUUAGGUAUAACAAUUAGCAAAUUUAUAUGUCAUUACAUAUAAUUUAUUAUACAAAUUGUAUUAUUCCUAUCUAGAAAUAUAUUAUCGGCUUGUGAAGCUCACGGUAGUCAUUCCAUUAGACUUAUUUUGACAUACCAAUUUGCUGAAUUUUUACUACGCAAAGUAUCUCCAAAACAUUAUUCGUUGCCUACUCAAAACAGUAAGUUUUGCAUUGAAAUUAUUAGAGUAAAAUAUUAAAUAACUAUACUUAUUAAACUGAUUAUUACUUUAGCUCCUUCUAAAAAACAAUUAUCUAACACCAGAAAACCAAAAAAGUAUAAUACUUUAAAUAUGUUCAUGCCUAGAAGUGAACACGAAGAGAUAAUAUUAUUACUUAUUAUAAGGUAAUUAUCAAAAGUAUAUACAAACAAUUAUUUAAAUUUAACAGCACUGUUCCUUAAAUAGUGAGGCUAUGGCAGCCAGAAAUGCAGUACUUAGUCAAUCACCAGAAUUCAAAGAAGCAAGAAUUAGAGCUUUUAGUUUAGCCACAGCUAUUUAUGAUCUGCUUACUUUUGCAUUAGUGCUGUGGGGACAGUACAAUGUGUUAUACGAGGUUGGUUUUUAUUUUUAUUUAUUUGGUCCAUUUUAAGUAUAAUAUUAUUAAAUCUGAUUAGUCUUUUGAACGAGCAAUGAAGUUUUCUGCUGAUGAUGCUCAUGUUUGGAUGCAACAAGCCUUGUGCCUUGAAGCUGCUGGUCGUCAUGUUAAAUCUUUAGAAGUAUUAGAUCAAGUUAUAUGCAUGCAGCCAAACGCAAUUGUCCCAUGUUUAUUAGCUGCUCGUAUUUGUUAUCAACACUUAUUUAAGGUUUUAUUUUAUUGAUUAUAUUUAAUUAUAAAAUAUGAAAUCAAAUGAAAAUACUAAAUAAUUUGUAUUCUAGAUGGAAGAAGGACUAAUUUGGAGCCAAGAAGCACUUAAAAGAGAAAAAACACAGUCUCAGAAUUUAUUAUCAAGGUGUCAUCUGUAUAUAGGUAUUGGAGCCCAGUGUAUGGCUUUGACAUCAUUUUUGAAAUCUGUGAAAGAUAAAUAUCAUGUUUUAUGUUUUGAAUCUCUCACAAAGUAAACAAUUAAUAAUUAAAAUUGUUUAAUCAUAGUUAAUAUAAUAUUUAACAUAUUAUUUAUUUUAGAGCCCAGAAAUUAGAUCCCAAUGAUCAUUUAAUUUAUUAUUAUUUGGCAUUUUAUUAUGCGUGUUUGGCUAAAGUGCCUGAUGCUACAGUAAAAGUACGCCAGGCUCUAACAUUGAACCCAGAACAUAUACCAUCAUUACAAUUGUCUAUAUUACUGUUGAGCGCUCAGAAAAAAAUUAAUGAAGCUAAAACUCUCUUAGAAUCUUCUUUGGACGAUUUUCCGGAUCAUAUUGGUUUACUAUUUAUAAGAGCUAGGAUUGAAUUACAGACAGAAGGUUCCGAUGUAAUUAAAAUACCUAAUAAUAAUUGUUAUUGAAUAUUUUAUACAUAUGUAUACAUGUGAAUAAAAUAAUUUUUUUAAAGGUUGCACUUGUAACAGCUAAACAUAUGCUUUCUAUGUGUAAAGCUUCAGCCAGUAACGAAGGAGGUUCUCCUUCUAUAGAACAUACUGACAAUAAAAGUAUUUUUCAGCUUUAUACAACCGAACAUUCUGACAAAGAUUCAAGUAAAUUAUUCAGUUAUUUAUUAAUUGUAUUAAGAAAAUAAAAUUACACAUUGAGUAGAUUCGUUGGGGCCAGCACGUAUUGAACAAGCAUUAUCAGAAGUAGCAUCAUCUAUUAGUUCACUGGUACCCCAACGACCUGUGACCAAUACAGUAUGGCACACACAGCAAAAUGUAUGGUUACUUUUAGCUGAGAUAUACUUGUCCCAAGAAGAGUUUGAUUCAGCAAAUAAUUGUUUAUUGGAAGCAGCCAGUAUUUUUCCAUUAUCACACCACAUCAUGUUUAUGGUAAAUGAUGUUAAAUAAAUCAUCUGGCUAAGCUUUCCUGUAUUAAAUUUUUUUUUGUAGGUAGAUUUUAGUUUUCAUUAUUAUAUUAUAUUUUAUCUGUUUUUAUUUAGAUUUUUAUGAGUUCAAAUUUUUUAUUUUAUUUUUUACUCAAAAAUGACUAAUUUUCAAUAAAUGAAAUGUUUUUCUUAAUUUUUAUUUCCACAGAGAGGAUUAUUUCAUGAAAAAAGAAACGAGUUCAAUGAAGCAAAACAGUGCUAUCAAAAUGCAGUUACAGUUCAUCCAGCCCAUUUGAAAAGUUUACAACAUUUGGUAAUAAUGAUAAAUUAAUAUUAAACACACAUAUUAUUGCGAUGCAGUUUUGAGUAACCAGGUUACUAGUGUAGCGAACAAACUGUUUUGGUAACAUUGUUUAUUGUAAUUUUUUGAUAGGUGAAUGCACUUUUCGGCAACUGGGUUGCCGGAAUCAGCAAACAAUUUAAAACUAUAUUUACUGUUUUCAGUUACUAAUAAUCUACUGAUAGGAUCAUUCAAUUAUUCUAUUCAUUUUAUAUAACAAAAAAUAUUAUGCAGUAAACAAAACGUUUUGGCGAGUAACCAACCAAUUAGCAAAAUACAGCGAACAAUUCAGAAAAUUGCAUUGCCAAAACACGGCUAAUGUUGAUUAUGAACAAUUUAUUAUUUUUAUUUUUUAUUUUACAGGGUUUAAUGUAUCAUUAUCUCGGAAGUCAUCGAUUAGCUGAAAAAACAUUACGGGAUGCAGCGAAGAUAAAUCCCUGUGCUCCGGAAACAUGGUAUAUGAAUUAUAAUUUUUGAAUUUAUUAUGAUAUAAUAGUUUAACUAAAAUUAUAGGUACAACUUGGGUAAAGUAUUGGAGAGUUUGGGAGAAACCGACAGUGCCACAGAUAGCAUGGCCACAGCGUUACAAGUGGAGAUGGUCAGUCCAAUAAUGCAAUACACAAGCAUUCCAUUACCAUUUGAUUAAAAUAAUUUAUUUUGUUUCUUCUUUGUAAAAACCAAAAAUGAAUGGCAAUGAUUUACUUAAAACCUUAAAUUUUAAAAUUAAUGAUGAGGAAGGGGUUACCAUAUUAUUGGAUAUAAAACAUUGACUUGUUGACAGUAUUAAUUUAUAAUAGUUGUACUUAAAACAUUUUUUAUUCAAUAUGUUUGUUACACAAUCAAAUUAUUGUUAAUUAUUGUUAAGUAUAGGAAUUGUUUUGUUUAAGCAUAAAAUAUAAUUAUUUUAUUUAAUUCCAGUUCAUUAUAAAGUCAAUAACUAUUAAUUUCUAAGUAAAUCUAAUUGAAAUGAAACAUUAUUGUGUACCAUGGUCAGCCAUCACAGACUGCCUCUUUUGCAUAUAGCACCAGUCACCAGUGCAUCGGUUUACUGGCAUGCGCUAUCAUCAUAUCAUCACCAAACACACUCACACAAUACGCAAUGUAUAGGAAAUUUAUUUAUAGAGUCGAACUUGUAUAUGACCAGUAACACUUUAGUGGAAAAUAACGUUUUUGUUAUCUUAAGAUAAUAUUGGAUUAUAAAAUGAAAUAUGGUUUUUCAUUUUACAUUUUAUUACAAGUUUGCCCAUUUCAUUAUAUUUAUCAUUUUUCCGACGACCAGUGACCACCAUCGAAUACAGUCGGCGUACAAUAAAUAUUUAAUUUAUCAUAAAAAUAUACCUAAGUAAAUACUUAGAAUUUUAGAAACUUAAGUUAAUUAUAGUUGUUAAUUGUUAUUUUUUUGAUAUUACACCUAUAAUAAUUUAUUAAUUUAUUGUUAAUUAUCAAGGUUUGUAUAAACAUACAAACUAAUAUUUUAUUUUGUACUUAUAAUGAAUAGAACAAAAAAAUGUCAUUUUUAUUUAUUCUUUUAAGUUAGGUCAAUAGACUAUUAAUUUGUCAGCCAUAUGGGCUCAAUGUAUAAUGUUGUACCGGUUUUUUUAUAUAAUAGUGAUUUAAUAAUUAGUUUCCUUUAUUUUGUUCUGGUAAGGCAUUUUAGUAUUCAUAGCUUUAAAUUAAUUGCCAAUCUCACACAGUUUUAUUACUUUUAUGUUAUAUUAUACCUAAGAAUUACUACAUUUGGUAUAUAUGUUAAGAAAACGUAGUGAUCAGUUCAUGGAGCAGGUUCGAUUCCUGUAGAGCAACAAAGUUAUUUUGCUUUUUUCAUUUUUGUGUCUUCACGAAUAAUCGUAACAACCGAUAAUCAAAUAUAUUAUUAAAAUAUGGUUUGCAAAUAGUGCCUUGGGAAAGCUAAUAAAAUUAAACUGGAGAAGUGCAAUCACUGAUGGCUCAAUUUUCUUCAUUGUUUAAAUAUUGGGAAAACAAUUUUUCGG